Messenger RNA from Ectocarpus siliculosus, 1634 nucleotides. Lineage: Eukaryota; Phaeophyceae; Ectocarpales; Ectocarpaceae. The record is from the annotation of a GenBank genome assembly.
AUGCGUGACCUCAGGAAUCGGCUUCGUGCCGCGGUGGUGUUUUGUGCCGCAGGACCGGUGGCGUCGUUCUUGCCGUUGUUUUCACCUGCGAGGGCGAGGGCAGGACUUGUUGGAGCUCCCUGCUCACGAGGCGUGGAGCCUCGACGGAGCCCCUCCCGAGCACCCGUAGGCUCCACGCAACUCGAAGCUACUGCCGAAAGGCCUGAAGGACAUGCACUGCAAGAGGGCCAAGAGGAAAAAGCCUCCUCUUCGGCCAGUGUCGACACACCACCAGCAGCUGCCCCGGCUAGUCCGGUAGUCGACAGAAGUAGUGCGGAGGGCGGGGAAGAGAAGGCCGGGCUAGCGCAGAACGUGGCGGCGGUAGCGAAAGAGACGGACGCAACGGCUAGCGUGGGGCAGAGUGCAGAGGAGGAGGAGGUAAUGGCGGAGCUGUUGGCGCACCAGCCGGGGGGCCAGGACGAGGCGCAGGAGGUGGACGCCGCACUUAAACCUUCGAAGCGCGUGACGAAGCGGCUAAAGAAGUACUUCCCCAAGGACUUCCAAGACACGACAUGGACGGUGGCAAUACAGUGGAACCACUCCAAGUACGAGGUCAAGACUACCAAGGUCGCUCUCAAGGCUGACGGCGAAGUGGUCUGGCUCGAUAAAGGGAAGGGGUCCUGGAUCCUCCGCACAAAGAGCCGCGACAUCUCCAUCUACCGCAACUUCUUCCUCAACUGGGCCGGCAUGCGGAUUUUCUCGGCCAAGUUAUUGAACAACACCUGCGACAUGUACCUGUCGGGUGUCAUCAAGGGCUGGCAGCCGUUCCUGCCGCUUUCGAAGAUGGGAACGUGGCAGGCUGUCCGGAGAGGGAUCACGCUGGACGAGAACACGCCGCGGCCACCCUGGGAGUCGAGGGAGGUUGUCAAGGAGGUCACCAUGCCGGAUGGGCGCAAAAGAAAGAACACACCAAUUGAAAUAGACGUAGAUUUAGACUAGAGAUGCGGUUUUCUAUCGGAAUGGACGGAGAGCCACACAAGGCGGUGAUGUCUGUUGGACGUAAAUGAGUUUCCUCCGUUCAAGCGCGCCCAACGCGAUGCUUGUGGGCGGUGUCACAGAAUGAGUCUGCGAUGCAGCAUCCAUGCUUGGCGGCGAUUUGUCAUCUGCUGCAAGGUCUUAUUUGUAGUAUUCGGCGGUAAAUGUUGACAGGGCUACACCCGACAGGGCGUUGGUUUGUUUGGAAGCUGCUACUGUAGUGUUCGAGUGGAACACCCAUAUUUUCCCGCCAGAGUAGAGCCCGGUAGGCUUGUACGUGUCGUUGAUCCAAGGCGUAGAUAACAUUGUAUUAGGUUCAUCAGGCACUGGCUGCUCCUGUGUUGUUUCCACCCACACCCAUCUAUUAUGCUGCUUGAGAGUCUUGACUUGCUUCAGCGGAAAAUCUUGAUUCUGACUACCGAACGCUCGUCCUCAAUUGUCGAGGUCGCGCAGACGGGAAUAAAGCAACCGUUGUCCGCCCAUCAAUAUCAACAUGGUGGCGUGUGCGUUGUGUUUGGUCGUGAGUCCCGUUGCCUUGCCUGCCGGUCUGGAACCCGCUUUGUUGCACGCCGUUGACACACGGAGAAAUGUCGAAAGGACUCCAAAGCCUCCUCUAGAUC